Messenger RNA from Lactuca virosa, 324 nucleotides. The record is from the annotation of a GenBank genome assembly. Lineage: Eukaryota; Viridiplantae; Streptophyta; Magnoliopsida; Asterales; Asteraceae.
AUGUAUGAAUUACUUCACAACGUACUUGACUGUGGAGAAUUCAAAAGUUUUGGGGAUAGUAUAAUCGAAGAGCUAGAUGCGAUUGACUACUGGAAGGAUUUCCCCGAUGGACACAAAGAGAACGCAGUUGUGGAGUUUAUUGAUAUUGUAGACGCGCCACAACAAGAAUAUAUUGCUAAUAGAGGGGAUUGUGGAGUAUUCGUAAGCAUGUAUAUGGAAAUGAUUGCUCGGGGGUCGGGGUUACCGGUGAAGAGUGAUAAGCCAUGUAGAGAUGCGGGAUUUCUCUACAGAAAAGAUGAUGACAAAUAUUAUUUGGGAUACUAA